AUGAGUUCAUCCAUGCCUAUUCUCCAAAGAAUGGAUCGUCUUGAUCGUUUGCUGCAGUUUCUGGAAGAGAAGCAUUGCUUGUCAUCCAAACAUUCUUCUAGUUCUAGUACUACUGCCGCCUGCGAAAGCAGUGAACUUGCACAAGAUCGUGAGUCCUACAAGUCUCUGUCAUCUGCAAUUGAAGAAGUACAUUGUAAAGGCACGCUGAUUGAGCGAGUUGCUAUGCUUGAGAGCCGGGUUCUACAGGAGUAUCAAUCUUCAAAGGUAUGUGUGAGAAAGCCAAAGGGUUUGAGGAAAGCUGGGAAAAGAAGAACAAGAAGGACAAACAUUGUCUCCAUCAUUCAGUCAAGAGAAUGGCUUAGGUGGCCAAGAAUGGGAUGCUGAUCAUUCAUCAACCAGGAAUUAAGUUUCUGAAAUAAUUGUUUCAUUUCUAGAUGUGACAUGUUUAGCAUUGUCUCAAUAUCAAAAUAAUCGUUUGUGAUUUCGUCUUGAAGUUACAAUAAAAGAAACUAAAAGGGAACUAGGAUUGAUUCUGUAGCCAAAG
Molecule: messenger RNA, 544 nt
Organism: Fragaria vesca subsp. vesca
Lineage: Eukaryota; Viridiplantae; Streptophyta; Magnoliopsida; Rosales; Rosaceae
Exons: 3
Coding region: 1-384 (127 amino acids)
Source: RefSeq, a predicted model, not a curated record